AUGUUUUUUCAGGUCUCAAGUCUUUUUGCUGCGCUCUCUUUAAGCUCAAAUUACUUGCAUACUUCUGCUCCACGACCUAUCGGUCUCUCAAAGACAGAUCUCUGUGCUUUAGACUGUGAUCAAUCACAUUAUGCACUCGAUGUGAUACAAGUUACCCCGGAACCACGUCCAACGCGACAUUCAAAUGUGUUUCCCACGAUUUUUUGCUUUGUAAACACGAUUUCAAUUCAUCACAAGACCCGAGCACGAGCCGUGGCGGAAACAUGGGGUCAACGCUGUGACAAGCUCAUGUUCUUUAGUAAUGUAACAGAUAAUAUUGUGGUGGGUAAAUUAAGCUACGAGGUUAUUAAAAUGGACGUCACUGCAGACCACAAUCAUCUGUGGCAGAAACAUAAAGCGACGCUACGCUACGUGCACGAGCAUUUUCGACACGAGUAUGACUGGUUCUACAAGGCUGAUGAUGAUGCGUACGUUAUAAUGGAGAAUUUGAGGAAGUAUCUAAGACAACCGGAGAUUAUGCAGACGUACAAGCAAGAGCCCAUGCAGAUGGGACAUAGGUUAAACUUGACGCAGGACUUAGUGAGUUAUUAUAUUGUGGACGACAUGUUAGAGAAUAUUUGGAGAUCUCGAUGGGACAGGUGGGUGUUUAACUCCGGUGGACCUGGGUAUAUCAUGAAUCGACUGUAUCUGGACAAGAUCGUAAGCAUCUUGCCGGACUGGACGUGCUUAUCGGGUAAACACGAUGAAAUGCUGCCAGACGAUGCAUCAAUUUCGUUUUGUAUGAUGUGGCACAACGUCUUUCCAUGGGAUACACGCGAUCUUCAGAGUCGGGAGCGAUGGCACAUCCUACGGCCCAAGGAUAUUUACUUUAACGCAUAUUCGAAUCUACCGGAGUUUUGGUAUAUACAGUACCAUCAGCACAUUGGCGGAGUGAAGUGGAAGCAACAUGGUGUUGCGCCUGACAGCAUAGCCUUCCACUACAUCAACCCUACGCUCAUGUAUCAUCUCGAGCGGACACUUUACUUUUGUCGCACUGAAGAUGACGUGCAAGAUAUUGCUGCUUUCAAUGAGAAGUAUGGUCUUGCUCUAAGUGAUGACGUCAUGGUGUAUGGAGACGUGUAG
Molecule: messenger RNA, 1122 nt
Organism: Peronospora belbahrii
Lineage: Eukaryota; Oomycota; Peronosporomycetes; Peronosporales; Peronosporaceae
Source: the annotation of a GenBank genome assembly